Cyprinodon variegatus (sheepshead minnow) is the source of this 22632-nucleotide messenger RNA. RefSeq names its product dystonin (gene dst). Lineage: Eukaryota; Metazoa; Chordata; Actinopteri; Cyprinodontiformes; Cyprinodontidae. The record is from RefSeq and is a predicted model, not a curated record. Gene Ontology annotation, cellular component: cytoplasm; intermediate filament; focal adhesion. Gene Ontology annotation, biological process: intermediate filament cytoskeleton organization; hemidesmosome assembly; wound healing. The transcript has 102 exons. The coding region runs from base 58 to 21594 and encodes 7178 amino acids. Gene Ontology annotation, molecular function: structural molecule activity; calcium ion binding; microtubule binding.
CGCACAGGAGAGGAGGCAGCAGUCUGGAGCUAAAUCCGCUGUCCUAUAUUUCGCCUUAUGAUGAUCGCUGCGGCGUUUUUGGUGCUGCUGAGGCCCUACAGUAUUCAGUGUGUGCUGUUGCUUUUGCUGCUUUUGCUGGGGACUAUUGCAACGAUUUUAUUUUUCUGUUGCUGGCAUCGGAGGCUCCGGAAUGGAAAGCAUCCUAUAAAAUCAGUGCUUGGAGGACGCUCCAGGAGCCGCGUUGGUCUCCGAACGCAUCAUUUUCGAUCAGAGGGUUUUAGGCACAGUCCACGCCACCUAAGACGGAGCACACAUGUCAGAGUGACAGAAGAAAAGCCCAGUCUGGUUGAGGUUCCAGAAAGUGAACCCGACUUAUCCUCGACUUUAAGAAAACGUAAAGUCAAGAAGAGGCUCCCGCCAGAGUUUUACCAGUCUGUUCAAGUCACUCCCACACGUAAAGCUAGCUCCAGUUCGGGGAACCCUUCCCUGCACUGCUCCAUGUCUUCCUCAGCGGACAUUUCGGAUGAGGAUGAAUACAGCAGCUUUAAAUCCGGUUCGGCAUCGCCCGCACCCGGCGAUACUCUGCCGUGGAACCUGCCGAGACAUGAGCGCUACAAGAGGAAGAUCCAGGGUGGAUCCGUGCUGGAUCCGGCGGAGAGAGCCGUGCUCAGGAUAGCAGAUGAAAGAGACCGUGUGCAGAAAAAGACCUUUACAAAAUGGAUAAACCAGCAUCUACUAAAGGUACGAAAGCAUAUCAAUGACCUGUAUGAAGACUUGAGAGAUGGACAUAACCUGAUCACACUGUUGGAGGUCUUGUCUGGAGACACGUUGCCCCGGGAGAGAGGAAGGAUGCGUUUCCACAAGCUUCAAAAUGUACAAAUAGCUUUGGAUUAUUUAAAGAGGCGACAGGUCAAACUUGUAAAUAUCAGGAAUGACGACAUCACGGAUGGCAAUCCAAAACUGACCCUGGGAUUGAUCUGGACCAUCAUUUUGCACUUUCAGAUCUCAGACAUUCAUGUCACAGGGGAGUCUGAUGACAUGACAGCCAAGGAGAGACUACUGCUCUGGUCCAAACAGACAACAGAUGGCUAUGUAGGUGUACGGUGUGACAAUUUCACAACUUCCUGGAGGGAUGGGAGGCUAUUCAAUGCCAUCAUUCACAAAUACAGGCCAGAUCUAGUUGACAUGAGCCGUGUGUCGACGCAGACCAACCGCUCCAAUCUAGAGCAGGCGUUUACUGUAGCUGAACAGUUGGGGGUGGCCAGGCUGCUCGACCCUGAGGACGUAGAUGUUCAGUCACCAGAUGAAAAGUCUGUCAUUACAUACGUCUCAACUCUGUAUGACGCCUUCCCCAAAGUACCAGACGGUGUUGAUGGAAUAAGUCCUAAUGAUGUUGAUAUUAAGUGGGUGGAGUACCAGAACAUGAUCAAAUACCUCAGCCAGUGGAUAAAACACAAUGUGGAAAUUAUGUCUGAUAGAUCUUUCCCCAACAAUCCUGUGGAACUUAAGGCACUUUAUACACAGUAUCUUCAUUUCAAAGAACAUGAAAUACCACUUAAAGAAAAUGAGAAAACAAAAAUCCAAAAUCUCUACAGAAUGCUAGAGAUGUGGAUCGAGUUCGGACGUAUCCAGCUACCCCCGGGUCAUCAUCCAAAUGAUGUUGAGAAGGAAUGGGGUAAAUUAAUUGUUGCCAUGCUGGAGAGAGAAAAGAGCCUACGGCCUGAACUGGAAAGGCUUGAGAUGUUGCAGCAGAUUGCCAACAGAGUCCAGAGGGACUGUGUUAAUGGAGAAGACAGGCUGGCCUUGGCGAAAUCAGCCCUACAGUCUGAUACAAAACGUCUUGAGUCGGGGAUUCAGUUCAUUAACGAGGCUGAGGUUGCAGGCUACCUGCUGGAGUGUGAGAACAUCCUCAGACAACAAGUGGUUGAUAUCCAAAUCCUCCUGGAGGGGAAAUUCCCGUUUGCAGAUCAGCUUGUUCAGAGAGUCUCCAGACUACGGGAUGAUCUAUUGGCCCUCAGAGCAGAGUGCUCUGCUGUUUACAGCAAAGGUCGCACGCUAACAACAGAGCAAACCAAGCGGAUGAUUUCAGGCAUAACUCAGAGCCUGAACUCUGGGUUCUCACAGAGCAUCAACGACAGCUUAACCUCAGAUAUGACGCCAUCGCUUACCUCAGGGGGCUUAGGUACCCCUGGGUCCACAUUCACCUCUGGUUUUCCUUCAAGCCUCACCCCAUCAUUGACCUCCUCUUUGACUCCUUCUCUGACGCCCAGUCUGCCACCUGCUGUCCCGAGCUACAUGGGAAGCGGUGGUGGCAUGGAGCCAGGUAACCUCAUGCAUCUAAAGCACAUGCAGAUCAGGAAACCCCUGAUGAAAUCAUCUCUGGCAGACCCCAGCAUGACAGAGGAGGAGGUUAACCUUAAAUAUGUGCAGGACCUCCUAAACUGGGUGGAGGAGAUGCAGUUGCAACUAGAGCGCUCAGAUUGGGGUACUGAUUUGCCCAGUGUGGAAAUGCACUUAGACAACCACAAGAGCGUGCACAGAGCCAUUGAAGAAUUUCAAACAAGUCUGAAAGAUGCACGACUGAGUGAAAUUCAGAUGAGCAUGCCGCUGAAGCUGACAUAUUCAGAGAAAUUAAACAAACUUGGAAAGCAGUACGAGCAGCUGUUGAACUCAUCAGGAGAGCGGCAGAAUCACCUGGAGAGCCUUCAUGACUUUGUGUCACAGGCAACUCAAGAACUCAUCUGGCUAAAUGAGAAAGAGGAAGAGGAGGUCGCGUUCGAUUGGAGUGAUCGCAACAGUAACAUCUCACAGAAAAGAGACUACCAUGCUGACCUGAUGAGGGAGCUGGAUGAAAAAGAGGAGACCAUCAAGUCCGUGCAAGAAAAGGCAGAGCAACUCAUGCUGAAGAACCACCCAGCCAGAUUAACUAUUGAAGCAUAUAAAGCUGCAAUGCAGACGCAGUGGAGCUGGAUUUUACAGCUCUGUUCAUGCGUCGAACAGCACCUUAAGGAAAAUGCAGUUUAUUUUGAGUUUUUCAGUGAUGCCAAAGUGUCAAUGGACUACCUUAAGAAUCUCCAAGAUUCAAUUCAGAGAAAAUACAAAUGCAAUCAAUCUUCCAGUCUGCAACGGCUAGAAGAUCUCAUUCAGGAGUCCAUGGAUGAGAAAGAGCAGCUUCUUCAGUACCGUAACACUGUGGCAGGGUUAGUGGGCAGAGCCAAAAACAUUGUGCAACUCCGACCAAGAAACCCUGAAAACCCCCUGAGGUCCUCCAUUCCUGUCAAAGCAAUAUGUGAUUACCGUCAGAUAGAGAUUACCAUUUACAAAGAUGAUGAGUGCGUGUUGGUGAGCAACUCCCACCGAGCCAAGUGGAAAGUCAUCAACCCGGCAGGGAAUGAGGCAAUGGUUCCCUCUGUUUGCUUCUCCCUGCCGCCACCCAACAAAGAGGCUGUUGACUUGGCUGCAAGAACUGAGCAGUUGUACCAAAAGGUCCUCACACUAUGGCACCGCUCCCACAUCAACAUGAAGAGUGUGGUGUCCUGGCAUUAUCUCAUGGCUGACAUACAGGCCAUCCGCAACUGGAACGUGGCCUCGAUCAAGACAAUGCUGCCGGGUGAACAUCAGCAGGUCCUGAGCAACCUCCAGUCUCACUUUGAUGAGUUCCUGGAGGACAGCAAGGAGUCAGAGGUGUUCACAAUUGGAGACUGUGAACAGCUGGAGAGAGACGUGGCAGCCUGCAAGGAAUACUACCAAGAACUGCUGAGAUCCGCAGAGAGAGAGGAACAUGAGGAGUCAGUGUACAAUCAUUACAUCUCAGAAAUCCGCAACAUCCGCAUGCACUUGGAGUCCCAGGAAGAACAUCUGAUCAGGCAAAUCCGAUCACCGUUGGAGAGAGACGACCUGGAACAGAGUCUGCAGCGCAUCACUGAACAUGAGAGGAAGAUGUCUGAGCUGGAGAGGUUGAAGGGUGACCUGGAUGUCAUGAAGGAGAAAUGCGAGCAGUUCUUUAGACAAGCUGCAGGAUCUCCCUCUGUGAUGACGCUCUCCUCUGAACUUUCUGUCCUGGUUCAAAGCAUGAGCCAGGUCUACUCCAUGUCAUCUAUUUAUAUGGACAAACUGAAGACAGUGAGUUUGGUGGUAAAACACAGUCAGAGCGCAGAGGCGCUCGUUAAAACCUACGAGUCCAAACUGUAUGAAGAGGAUGCGGUCAACUCGGACAUCAAAUCUAUUGAAAGUGUUAUUUCAACACUUAAGCAAUGGCGUUCAGAGAUUGAUGAGAGGCAGGAAGUGUUCCAUGACAUGGAGGAUGAGCUGCAGAAAGCUCGAGUCGUCAGUGAUCGCAUGUUUAAGGCCCAUAAUGAGCGAGACUUUGAUCUGGACUGGCACAAGGAGAAGGCAGAUCAGCUGAGUGAAAGAUGGCAGAAUGUUCACUCCCAGAUUGAUAGCAGGCUGCGGGACCUGGAUGGUAUCAGCAAGUUUUUAAAACAUUACAGAGACACAUACAGCAGCGUUGAUCAAUGGAUUGGAGAGCUGGAAACAGCACAGUUGAAAGCUCAGGAAAACAAACCUGAUGAUAGCAAGGCUCUGGCUGAAAUAUUAAACAAGCAAAAGGUUCUUGUUGCUGAAAUGGAACAAAAACAGAGCAGGAUUGAUGAGUGCCAGAAGUAUUCGGAGCAGUACUCAUCUGCUGUUAAGGAUUAUGAGCUUCAGUUGAUGACGUUUAGAGCGAUGGUCGACUCCCAGCACAAAUCCCCUCUUAAGAAGCGGAAGACACAGAGCUCCUCUGAUGCUAUUCAGCAGGAGUUCAUGGAUCUCAGAACUCGCUACACUGCUCUUGUCACCCUUAUGACCCAGUAUGUGAAGUUUGCUGGCGAAACGCUAAAAAGAGCUGAAGACGAGGAGAGAUCUGUUGAUGAGGAGAAGCGAGAACAUGGUGAUAAAGUUAGCAAACUGUUGAACUGGAUGUCUGAUGUGAAACAAACCGUGAGCAAUGAUGGGAAUGCUCUGAAAGAUAGUAAUGCCAACACAGAUGCUUCAAAUAAACACCAGGUCUCCAUUGAAGAAAUGGUUUCCAAAAAGGAGCAAAUUGCGGAAGCGCUUAAGGCCACACAAAUGAUGCUCAAUAAGCACGGUGACAAGAUGACGGAGGAAGACAGAGUGAAGACCCAGGAGCAGCUAAAUGCUCUCAGUCAAGCCCACAGUGAAAUCACUCAGCAGUGUUCAGAACAGGCAACCUCUGCAGAUGAGGAAUUAAAGGCCUCCAAUGGGACUUGGAGGGAAACCGUGGCAGAAGGGUUGUAUCAAGAGUCUUGUGCCGACCUCCAAGACACCCUCCAAAAAAGUCCCAUCCACACAUCAGCAAUGAACCAUUUCCCCCAAUAUGACUCAUCCAAGUACAUACACAGUACACACAUCUCCUCUGUGUCCCUGUCUGACAUUGCAGCAGUUAGAGAGGCUUGUACUGGUCAUGAUCUAGUGAUGAAGAUCAUACAGAUAAACCAGAGCAGUGAGGGACUGAAUAUGUCCUACACCGGAGACACUUUGACUGUAGAGAGAGCGUUUCAGUGUGGGUUAAUUCCUGCUUCAAUUUACGUUGAGAUUCUGAAAAGGCAGAAUGUUACCAAAGCUGCUGAUGGUUUGUCUCUCUGUGAGCCUGAAGAGGCGUGUAGACUUGGUGAGGUCGGUGGCCUCAUUUCAAGAUACCUCAAUAAAAAUGAAUCCUUUACUUCAAUGAGAGAAAUUAACCUUCUGAUGUCUGGAAGGGAAGGUUUUGGUGAUCAGGGAACCACAAUAGGGGUCGAUGAAUGUUCUGGGAAUCUCCACAACAAGGAUGAGCUGAGUGUGGAUGAAGCAAUUCAGUGUGAUUUGAUGAGCUCUAGCAGCACACUUAUUGUGUUAGGACAUCAGCAGCAGCUUAUUGGACUCACGCUGCCUCUUUCUGAGGAAACUAUGUCAAAGUCAUUCCAGGGCAGCAAUCACAUCAGCAACAAUGAGUUCACCACCAAACUCUUCAAUAAUCGAGGAAAAAUAGUGGCUUUUUACAUUCCAGAGAGGUCAGAGGUUGUAGACAUUAACUGCGCUGUCCAAAAUGGUCUAAUUGACAGCUGCACAGCAGACAUUGUGAGAUCUCUUGAAAUUCCUGAUUCACUACCCGAAAUGUUUUCAUCAUGGCUCAUGUAUAGAAAACUAUCGGUGGAUGGGUCUCAUCAUUCGGCAGCUGUUUCUGACCUGAUCCUUCCCUUUCCAUCAGAGGCAAAGCAGUUAUUCAUCUCUUACUUGAUGAUAAACAGUUACGUUGAUCCAAGAUCAGCUCAGAGGGUUUUGAUUCUUGACAGUGAGUCUCAAAUCUUUGUUCAAAAGUUUUCUCUCUUGAACUCUAUUUAUGACACAAAACACGCAGAUGUACAAAAUUUGUGCUUAAAUGAUGAAACAGAGGAGAUAAUGGAGGACAUACAGCAGGUUUUUGAUCCCUGUGAUUUUAUCUCCGAAAUCAGUGGCGCUAUUACCUUUGAUGAAAAUUCUACAGCUGAGCACGAGAUGAGUAAUGUAGCCCAUCUGGACAAUACAGCAGUAAGUUCUGAAAAAACCUCUAUCACGACUCUUAAACUGGAUUUUAUGUUAGAACUCUUAAAGGUUAAUGGCACUGAGUCUGAUAUAAAGGAAGAAACGUUUGCUAAUGUCAAACUGGUUGAAAGUGAUGAAACAAAAGGUUCACAGUGUGAUCCCAGAGAGGGCGAGAGUAGGAGACUAGAUGACCCAGUGGUUCAAGACACACCAGUGCUUUCCCCUUUAGGCUCUGCAAAGAGUAGUAAUGCUGACUCACCAUUUGAUUAUGAGUCUUCAAUAAAAUAUAAUCAUGAGAUGCUGCAUAACUGCAAUUCUGAGUCACUGUCCAGAGAACCAUCAGGAACUGAUAUCAGCCGCUCUUACUUAUUAUGUUCCUCUGAUACAAUUAAAGGUGAGAAUAAUACGGUUCAUAAAGACCAAAUGGGGGAAGAGAGUAAUGCUUGUGUCCCCAUAAGGUCUCAAAAUAAUCUAUUAGCUAUAGAGACAGUACCAGAGCUACAUAGCACACAAGAGAAUAUCAGUGCAUUUGGACCAGAUGAAGACACAUUUUCAGAUCUAAAACACACAGAAAUGUAUCAAACAGUACAGAAGGACUCUUUUAAGUCUGAUUGUGCUGUUAGUUUGAAUAACACACUGGAAUCUGGAUUAACUGAGACUCAAUCAGGUGCUUUAAAGCUCACAACCUGCUCAUCUCAAGAAAACAUAACUUUCGAAAACUUGGACGGGCAUAAUGUGAGUUCUAUUCCCAUUUACACAGCUGAAAACAUUCAGCUGCCGUUGAAGAGAGAAGAGGCUGACGUGGUCCUUGAUUCACCAAAAGAGAAGGACAAUAAAGGUGCAGAGGAUGUAGAUAAAGAAGGAACUGCCCCAGCAAUGAGUAAUCACGGUGUUCAUGAGGCCAAGAUCAUUUCACACUCAAUUUUAAUGAAUGUUUCUGCAGACUCUGUUUUUCAUUCAGAAAAACUGCCUUUGAUGGCUGAAGACCAUGAUUCACAGGUUUCAUUCAACGGGCCUAUGACAGAUGGAACAGAUGUCUGCAGUAUCGUUAAAGAGAACACUGCUCCUAUAAAGGCGUUGGGUUUGAUUAGUCUAAGUGACAUCAGUGCUGACUCAGAAAGCAGUUCUCAGCAUGUAUCUUCUCCAUUUUCCUCUCAUAAAUCUAACAGUCAGCCAAUAGAUGAUCUUCUCAUUGCCGGAUGCGAUUCCCUAAAGGGAACUCAUGCUGUUAGUGAGAGGGAUUUAGGGACAUCUGUAUCACUUCACUCUGAUUUCCCUUCAGAAACAGAGAAAGACAUGAACAAUGUUUGCUCAGGUUUAAACAGUGAGCCAGCUCAGCCUCUACAGCAUGUAGUAUCUUGGAAUUCAAUUAAAAGUGAGUCAAUUUUACCUUCAGAUGGUGGCGCUAACAGUGACCUAGAACAUUCAGAUGAUGAGAGCUCGAAUGCAUCACCUCACCUAGCUGAGCCUCAUUCAAAAUGUGAUUUUAGCCCUGAAUCUCAACCUCUUUGCAGUCAAAGGUCUCAGGAAGAUAGUGACUUUUCUUAUGACAGACCUGCACAACCAACAGGCUCUUUCCCUCAAUUAGCCGUUUCGGUCGGUGAACGGAAUACAAGAAACGCUCCCAGUCAUGACUUUGAUGUGGAAGAUCCAGUGAUGACACAUAAAGAUGUGUUGGAGUCAAACAGUAGUGGUCAAAAUGAAGUGAAUGUUAGGCCUUUCCGAGAGAGCCAACAUAAGGACACAUCGGUGGUCGCCAACAAGGAUGCAGAGAUUUCUAUAUCAAAGCUAGAAAUGAUUGAUAAUGGUGUGGAUUUAUCGUGUUUAAAUCAACCAAGUGAGAAAUCAAACAUUCACCUCGGACUUCCUGAAAUCGAAGAAUUGGGAUCUGAUACCAAAUCAGAGCAAGCUGCUGAUCUUUCUAAUAGCAACACAACUCCCUCUUCCUGCCAUCCAGAUCAGUCUAUAUUUUAUAAGGCUGUAAAGGUUUUCAUAGAUGAGGAGAAGCAAAUUGAUGAUUAUCUACAAUUCUCAGAAAAAGACAGCUUUCAGGGACUCAAAGGGAACAUGGAUGGGAUAAUUCAAAACACUACAACAUCAGACAACAGCCCCACCAGGAACUCUGAGCUGACAUGUACAGAAGAUGAGGCCUGUACAAUCAAAGAGCAAGAAGAUCCUUCUAAUAUUCAGCAACAGCUCCUGCAGCUUUUUGAGACUGUCUCUUUGAGCCAGAACUUUUCAGUGCUCCAAGAAAUGGUGGAAAGUCUGAGUAGCGCUCUGGGGGGUGAGGAGGAUCGACUACGUCAGCUGGAGAGCAUCAAAGAGGAGAGCUCAGAAGGAGAAGAAGAUUCUGAUAUCUGUGAUCCUGCUGAAGACCCUCCCCACCCGGCCACUCUGAGGUCCAGCAACUUCGAUAAAGCUCUCCAUAAAGCUGAAGAGGUCAAAACUCAGGAUUACUUGGAGUGCGUUGGCAGACUGCAGGAUCAUGCUGAUGUCUUAGAAGAUGUAAAAAAAGACCUUUUGAUGCAGCCACCAAUGGUGAACAACCUGGAAGGUCUGCAGAUCCAACUAGAGGAAUGUCAGUCUUUACAGGCUGAAGUUUCCAGACUGGGUGAUGCCCUAACUGCAGAUUUGAAAAAAGCUAAACGGCUUCUAAACUCUGCUAAUAAUGAACUAAUUCCCAUACAAAUUAAACAAGAUUUGGACUACACAUAUCGGCUAUUGGAGUCAAAUUUAGCAGAUGUCUCCCAAAUGUGUGCAGAAAGGAGAAGCCUCAUAGUAGAUGUUAUGAAAGAAGAGAAGUUACAAUUGGAAUCGAGAUACCAGAAGCAUCUGAGUGAUCUUCAUAAAUUAACAGGGAUCAUUCAGAACAACUCUGAGGUUUGGGAUAUGGACAUGUCAACAUGUGAUUUAGACAGACUGAAGCAUUUAAGUCAGCUGAACACGGACACAGAGAAUCUUCUGUCAAAAGAAACCAGGCUCAGUUUGGAGGAUGCCACAUUUGACAUCCAGUGCUUCAUUUCUGAGCAUGCUCAGUUUCUGAGCCCAGCUCAGUGCAGUUACCUCCUUAAGUUCCUCACCAGCACACAGCGAGCAUUCAGGGAGCAGACAGAAAAGCUUGCUACACAGAGGACUGUCUUAGAUGCCCUGCUGGAGGCUAAAGGGAAGGAGAGGCAGGAAGAGUCUUUAUCGGAGAAGCACAAGGAGUUCACAGAAAAACUAGAGGAAGUGUGUGAUAAUCUCACUUUGACUGAAAACCGACUGAUUGGUCACCAGCAGCAGGCUGAUACCGCUGAGAGCGUCACACAUCUCCAACAGUACCAGCAUGAGCACCAGGCUCUGCAGAAAGAUGUAUUGAUGAAUGCCAGUGCUCUAAAUGAGGUAAUCAUUAGCACUGAGAAGUUUCUGGAGGAGAAUCGCAGCAAGCUGACACCAGCUAAGAUUGCAAUGAUAGAGAGGAAGCUGGAGGAGGCAAAAAGCAAAGCUGAGCUCAUGAACGAGCGAGCAGAGGAGUCCAGGAAGGAUUUGGAGAAAGUCGUAACAACGGCCAUAAAACAGGAAAGCGAAAAGGCAGCAGCUGUGGAACAGCUGGAAGAAAGUAAAAGCAAAAUUGAUGGUCUUCUUGACUGGAUAUCCAACAUCGGCAAUGAAAAUAUGAGCAGUCUGGAUCAGACGGACCAUAUAAGUAAAGAGAAUGGAAACCCACCAGGGGAGGCCUCAGCCAAAACACUGAUAGAUGAUGAUGAUGCCAAUGGAAAUGCUUUACAAACCUCUGGAAAAGAUCUUGGCAGUAACACCAAAGAGGAGAACACAGCAUCCCUGGACCUUGACAGGCAGUAUGACCGGGUCAAGGCCCACCAUCAGAAAAUCCUGUCCCAGCAGCAGGAUCUGGUCAUGGCCACCCAGUCCGCUCAGGCCUUGCUUGAAAAACAAGCAAAUAUGUUGUCUCCUGAGGAAAAGGAGAGACUUCAGAAGAACAUCCAAGACCUAAAGGAGCGCUAUGAAACUUCCCUGACUCAGGCUGAACAACAGAUGAAGCAGGUGCAGACAGUUCAGGAGGAGCUAAAGAAAUUCAAUGAUGACUGUGAGGAAUUUGAAGACUGGUUAAAACAGGCUGACGUGGAGAUUAAAGAGCUGGGUGCUCCUGCAGGCUCCCUUAAUAUUCUGAGUGAUAAACUUCAGAAACAGAAGAUUUUCUCAGAGGAUGUCAUUUCCCACAAGGGAGACCUUCGCUUCAUCACAAUGUCAGGACAGAAGGUGCUUGAUGUUGCUAAAACCUGUGAAUCGGCUGAUGCUGGAUCUAAGAACACUUUACUACACGUGGACACUUCAGGGACCUGUUCUGCUGUCAGGGAAAAAUUGGAUUCCGCAGCCACUCGAUACAAAACGCUACAUUCACAGUGCAAUCUGCUUGGCAACAACCUAAGAGAAGUGGUUGACAAGUACAAAAAGUAUGAUGAUUCAGGUACAGAUCUUCUUAAGUGGCUGAACGUCUCCGAAGAGGAGGCCAGAAAGCAGCAGUCAGAAGCCAUCGCAGCUGAUCCAAAAAGCCUGCAGAAACAGCUGGAAGACACCAAGGCUUUACAGAGUCAGAUGAUGGAGCACCAGACGGCUGUUGACACGUUACGUAAAACAGCUGAAUCAUUAGUGACAUCAGAAGGAAACCUCCUGAGCAACCAGGAUGAGAUACAGGAGACCAUAGAUGACAUUGUGGAGCGCUAUGACAACCUUUCCAAGUCUGUAAGUGAUCGAAAUGAAAAAUUACAAAUCACUCUGACCCGUUCGAUGAGUGUGCAGGAUGGGUUGGAUGAGAUGAUAGGAUGGAUGGAGGGAGUGGAGGCAAGUGUAAAGGAGAAAGACAAAGUAUUCUUGGAUGCUUCCUGUAUUGGGGAAAUGCUCAGUAGAGAAGCAGCUUUAGAGCAGGACAUAGCGAGCCGCCAGAGUAGCAUCUCUGCAAUCAAAGCCAAAGUCGAGAAGUUUGUGGAAACGGCAGAUCCCUCUACUGCGCAGCUUCUGCAGUCAAAGAUGGACGCUCUCUCAAAGCGCUUCUCUGAUGCCUGUGACAAACAUAAACAGAAAGUUUCCCAACUGGAGCAGCUGAAAGAAAAGGUGGAAGAGUUUGACGAAAUCAAAGACAAAAUCCAGCAGUUUGUCAUGAAGCGUUCACAAGAGCUGCAUGAAACAGACGGACCUGGGAAAACGUUCGGCGAACUGUCUCAGCAAAUGCAGACCACUAAAGCAGAGAUGGCUGAACAUGCCAAUGAUAUGGAGAGGCUGCAGACUCUCUGUAGGGAACUAUGUGAAAUAAGCCCGGAUGGAAACAAAGCUCAACUUCAGAGCAAGAUUGAAAAUGUCUCAAAUGUUUUUCGAUCCUUCAAAGACGCAGUCAAAGAAAAAGAAGAAGAGCUAUCAUCCUGUCAGGACCAGCUGGGAGAGUUCAGUUCUGCAGUCUGCAUGCUUACCAAGUGGCUGGAAGAGACCAAUGAAAAAGUACCUGCUGCUAAGUCAAGCAGCAGUGAGCAAAAUCUGGAGAAAGACCUGCAGAUACUCACUGAGCUGCUGGAUGAAUGGAAAUCUAAAGACUCUGCAGUCAAAGACCUUAACAGUAAAGGUUCAACAUUGUGCAGCCUGAUUAUCUCUCUCACAUCUUCUGCCAAGUCGAAGACCCCUAUGAAGUCAGCUCUAACUAAUGGUGGUGGUCCAGCAGGCCAUACCUACCUAACCAAUAAAGAGCUGAUGGGGAUCCAGCAGAACAUGUCGUUUGUCACUGAGGGAUACACAAACCUUGGAGACACAUUGAAGAACCGCAUGGAGCAGCUGAGUGAUGUGCUGCAAGAGGUAAAAGAAACCCAAAAGGAGACAGAGAAGAUGAUGACAUGGCUGAAGGACAUGAAGAAUACUGCCGCAUCCUGGAAUGCUGCAGCUGCUGAAAAGGAUUCUGUAAAAACACAGCUUGAACAGCAAAAGACAUUUGAAGAUGACAUGAAGAGGAAACAGGAGCAGCUCCAGAAACUAAGAGAGAAACUUCAGGGCUUGAUCUCAGCUAAUCCAAGCUCCCCCGAAGCAGCAAAAUGGAAGAAGAUGCUAUCAGAAAUAGAUGCUGCAUGGAUGGAAAUUACCGGCUCUGUGGAAGAGAGGAAGCAGAACCUGGAACAAUCUAAUAAGAAUCUAGAAAUCUUCCAGACCACAGACCAGCAGCUCAGCCAGUGGCUCUCAGAGAAGGAACUGAUGUUGGGUGUUCUUGGACCUCUCUCUAUCGAUCCCAACAUGCUCAAAAUGCAGAAGCAACAAGUUCAGAUUCUGCAAAAUGAGUUUAAGAGCCGUAAACCUCACUAUGAAAAACUUGAAGAAGCAGCCUCUAACAUCCUCAGCUCAUCAGGUGACACAGAGCCCUCAAGUGGUAAGAUGGUGAGGGAAAAACUUAAUGCCAUCUCCCAAAAGUGGCAGGGCCUCACUGGACAGCUGGAGCAGCGGGACUGUCUCAUCGACCAAGCAAUGAUAAAGACUAAUGAGUUUCAGGAGUUGCUGAGGGGUCUCAGCAGCACUGCCACUGAGCUAGAAGAACAGCUCACCAACCAUCACAGCAGCAGCACACAGCCUGACGCUGUGAAGAAGCAGCUAGAAGACGUACAAAACAUCUCUGCUCAGCUGAGAGAGGAGAGAAAGAAGCUGAAACAAGCUGAGGUUGUUAAUGCAGAGCUGUCAGCGUUGGUGACUGAGGACUAUCUUAAAGCUGACCUGGUUAAGCAGCUUGAAAGUGUCAGCAAGCCAUUUAAACGGCUGGAGGACAAAGCAGCUAAACUGAUUGAACAGCUUAACUCCACCUUUGCAAGCUCUCAACAAUUCCAUCAAACCUCCAAAGAUUUCCAAUCUUGGCUGGCCGAGAAGCUCCAGGACCAGGAAAAGUCUCUGCCCAUCUCUGCCAAAGUGGACAUUCUGCAGCAAACAUUGGAGGAACAUGUUAUGUACCAGAAGUCGCUCAAAGAACACGAACAGGCUUACAAUACAAUCACUGGGGAAGGAGAGAUGUUACUGCAAAAUACUGAUGGUGUAGAGAAGCUGGCACUACAAGGGCAGCUCAGUACUUUGUCUUCCAACUGGGAGGAAGUAAAGAAGAGCUCUGCAGAGAAGGUGGACAAACUGCAAGCUGCCCUGCAGAAAUCUCAGAAGUUUCAGGAGAAUGUAGAGAAACUGAGUUCCUGGAUUCAGGAUUGUGAAGCCAAUGACAGCCGUAUCAAAGUCAACGUUGAUCCUGUUGCUGUCGAGGGCGCAAUUUCUCAGGUAAAAGCUCUCCAGAAGGAUGUAGACAAACACAGAGGACUGUUGGAGCAGCUCAACGCAAGUGCCGAAAGCCUUUUGGAGGUGGUCAACACAGACACUGAAGCUGUCAAAGAAGAGAAAGAUCACAUUGGUACAAGACUAGACCAAUUAACAGAAGGACUACAGGUCAAAAGGGAACAACUCGAAAAAAUCUCCCAUACUGUUAAAGAAUUUAAUGAUGCCUUCAAGGAAGCAAGGGGUCAACUUGAGGGAGCUAAGAAGCAGGUUGAUUCCUUUAAAUCAAAAGGGGUUGAGGCACAAAGCAACAAGUACCUAACAAACUUAAAAGCCCAACAUAAAGGUUUAGAGGGAGUUCAGAACCAAGUGGAGCACAUGAAGACCUUAGCAAAGGAUCUUGUAGUAGAUGUCCCGGAUGCUGAGGGAGUGACUGACCUCCUUCUCCAGGUGGAUAACAUAGAAAAAGACUACAGCAACCUAAACACAAAGCUGGAGGAAGCAUGUCAAGAGCUGGAGAGUAAACUGCAGGGUAUCGGACAGUUCCAAACCAGCAUUCGUGAGAUGUUUACCAGUUUCACAGAACUGGAUGAUGAGCUCGACAGCAUGCCUCCUGUGGAUUUAGACUUGGCCACCCUUAGAGGGCAGCAGCAGAGCAUUCAGAGUUUCAUGUCUAAGCUACAGGAGCUAAUGGCCAGCACAAACUAUGCUGGGGAAAGUUGUAAGAAAAUGCUGAAGGAGUCUGAGGCUUCCCCUGAACUGUUGGGCCUGAAGAGAGAUCUGGAUGCUCUGAGCAAACAGUGUAACAAACUCAUGGAUCGAUCCAAGGGGAGAGAGGUCCAGGUGCAGAGUACUCUUAACAAGCUGGAGGAGCUGUAUGAUAAAGUGCAUCAGGUGGAAGAUAAACUACUCAGAGCUGUGGACAGGGAAGCAUCCCAGGAGGCGGUCGGCUCGGAGACAGAUAUGAUCAACCAACAGCUGGAUGCUUUAAAGACUUUCCAGAAAGAAGACAUUGAUCCAUUGCAGACGCAACUCCAUGACAUCAACUUACUUGGGCAGGGCCUCAUUCAGAAUGCAGCUAAAGGCUCCACUAACAAAAAAAUUGAGGAUGACUUGGACGCCAUCAACUCCAAGUGGAAUACUCUUAAUAAAAAGGUUGCUGAACGUUCAGCACAAUUGCAUGAAGCUUUGCUACACUGUGGAAGAUUUCAGGAUGCUCUUGAGUCCCUCCUUAGCUGGUUGACCGAUACAGAAGAGCUUAUGGCCACGCAGAGGCCUCCUUCUGCUGAGUUCAAAGUGGUGAAGGCACAGAUACAAGAGCAGAGACUCUUACAGAGACUGCUGAAUGACCGAAAGCCAACUGUAGAGCUCAUAAAGAAUGAGGGAGGAAAGGUUGCAGAACUGGCUGAGGCUGCAGACAAGGAGAAGAUCACAAAAGAGAUUGAAUGCUUGGGACAGAGGUGGGACAAUCUGCUCAAGAAAGCUGAAAGCAGGCAAAAGCAACUGGAGAGCAUCUUAGGGGUCACUCAGCAGUUUCAUGAGACUUUGGAGCCACUCAACGAGUGGCUUGCCGCCACAGAAAAACAUUUGGCCAGCUGUGAGCCAAUUGGCACUGAGACAUCCAAGUUGGAGGAUCAAAUCGCACAGCAUAAGAGCCUGGAAGAGGAGAUUAUGGGUCACAGUAAAGACCUGCUUCAGGCUGUCAGUCUGGGUCAGAUGCUUAAAACUGCAAGCUCUGUGGAAGAGAAGGAGUUUGUUCAGUCUAGACUGGACACCACUCAAGCCAGUUACAUAGAGCUCCAGGAGAGAUGCAGGAGGAAAGCUGACAUGCUGCAUCAAGCUCUGGCCAAUGCCCAGUUGUUUGGAGAGGAUGAAGUGGCUCUUAUGAACUGGCUCAGUGAGGUGCACUCCAAGCUGAAGGAAGUGUCCGUCCAGGAUCACAAAUCUGACGUUCUUGAAAAGCAGUUGGCCGAACAGCGGAUACUGCAGGGUGAUAUUGAGCUAAGGAAGAAGAAUGUUGACCAAGCCAUCUCAAAUGGAAUGGAGCUUCUGAAGCAAACAACGGGUGAUGAGGUGGUUAUCAUCCAAGGCAAGCUGGAUGGAAUAAAAUCAAAGUAUGCUGAAAUUAACUCUAUGAGUGAAAAUGUUUUGAAGACACUGGAGGGGGUUUUGAGUCUCUCCAAUAAACUGCAACACCACCAUAAAGACUUAAACACCUGGUUAGAGAAAGCUGAGGCUGAGCUAAAGAUCUUUGCUGACCAGGAGCCAGUGGGCGACCAGCUGAUUCAUUCCCAAAACAAACAGAAAGACUUAUUGAAGGAGACCAAAGACAAGAAGCCUGUCUUAGACAAACUAAAUGAACUAAGCAGUUCACUCCUAGACUUGAUCCCUUGGCACACUAGAGAGAGUUUGGAUAAGCUGGUGACUGACGAUAAUGAGCGCUAUAGAGUUGUUUGUGAGACCAUCACUCAGCAGGUGGACAAGAUCAACGCUGACAUCCUUAAAUCUCAGCAGUUUGAAAAGGCUGCAGACACCGAGCUCUCCUGGCUGUCCAAUGCUGAGGGGAAGCUGCUGUCAAUGUGUGAGAUCAGGCUGGAGCACGACCAAACUACAGCUCAGCUCCAAGCACAGAAGAUUUUCUCCAUGGACAUCAUGAAACACAAAGAUGUUGUAGAUGAGAUUGUAAAAACUGGGAAAGCCAUCAUGAACAGCAAAAACCCUGAAGAGAGAGAAGCCCUGAAGGAAAAGAUCCAGACUCUCCUGGAGAAGUACAGUACUGUUAGCCAGCUGAAUUCAGAGCGCUGUCUCCAGCUGGAGCGAGCACAGUCUCUGGCUGGGCAGUUCUGGGAGACCUAUGAAGAAAUGUGGCCAUGGUUGCAGGAAACCUUAAGCACCUUCAGCCAGCUUCCCCCUCCUGCUAUUGAAUAUGAAACACUAAGACAACAACAAGAGGAGCUCAGGCAAAUGAGAGAACUGAUUGCUGAGCACAAGCCUCACAUCGACAAGAUGAACAAAACAGGUCCCCAGUUGCUUGAACUGAGCCCAGUGGAAGGAGCUCCCAUUAGAGAGAAAUAUACGUCUGCAGACCAACUGUACACCAAACUCAAGGCUGAUGUUAAGGAGAGAGCUGCCAGUUUGGAUGAAGCCAUUUCCAAAUCCACCCAGUUCCAUGAUAAGAUUGAUCCAAUGCUGGAGUCGCUUGAGCGAAUUGCUGAACGCCUGCGCCAGCCUCCGUCCAUCUCAGUAGAGAUAGACAAGAUCAAGGAGCAGAUUACUGAAAACAAAGCUGUUACUGUGGAUCUGGAGAAACUGCAGCCGGCCUAUGAGACACUGAGGCAACGAGGUGAAGAGAUGAUUGCUCGAUCCGAAGGACCAGACAAGGACUUAUCUGCCAAAGCCGUCCAAGACAAGCUGGACCACAUGGUGUUCUUGUGGAACGACAUCCAAGCCUUGCUAGAGGAGCGAGAGGCUAAGCUGCUUGAUGUGAUGGAUCUGGCAGACAAGUUCUGGUGUGACCACUGCGCUCUCAUUGUCACGAUCAAAGACAGCCAAGACCUGCUGAGGGAGCUGGAGGAGCCUGGAGUGGACCCCUCAGUCGUCAAGCAGCAGCAGGAAUUUGUGGAGGGUUUCAAAGAGGAAAUCGAUGGGCUGCAGGAAGAAUUAGAUGUGGUACGGAACCAGGGAGCAGAACUUAUGACAGCUUGUGGGGAACCAGACAAGCCUGUCAUAAAGAAAAGUGUGGAUGAGGUGAAUUCAGCAUGGGAGCAUCUCAACAAGUCCUGGAAAGAAAGAGUAGAGAGACUGGAAGAGGCCAUGCAGGCGGCUGUCCAGUUUCAAGAUGGUCUUCAGGGUAUGUUUGACUGGGUGGAUAUUCUGGAGAACAAACUGGAUUCAAUGUCCCCUGUAGGCACAGACUUGGAGACGGUCAAACAGCAAAUCGUAGAACUCAAGGAGUUCAAAGGAGAAGCCUACCAGCUCCAGAUCGAGAUGGAGCGCCUGAACCACCAGGCUGGCCUCCUACUGAAGAAGGUGACAGAGGAGGCUGAUCGCUGUGCCAUCAAGGAGCCGAUGUCUGAGCUCAGAAUGCUUUGGGAGAACCUGGACGAAAAGAUCAUCAGCCGACAGCACAAACUUGAGGGGGGGCUGCUGGCACUGGGCCAAUUCCAGCAUGCACUGGAUGAGCUGCUGGCCUGGAUGAGCCACACAGAAGAACUGCUCAAUGAGCAACGAAAAGCUGCAGGAGACCCCAAAGCCAUCGAGAUAGAGCUCGCCAAGCAUCAUGUUCUCCAAAUUGAUGUAUUGGCUCACAAGGCGACAGUGGAGACCGUGAACAAAGCGGGUAAUGAGCUGGUCGAGUCCAGUGCUGGAGAGGAAGCUUCCAGCCUACAGAGCAAACUGGAGAAUCUAAACCAUAGGUGGAAGGCCAUCCUUGAGAAAACGGACCAGAGGAAGAAACAGCUUGAAGCAUCUCUGCUUCAGGCCCAAGGUUUCCAUGGUGAGAUAGAAGAUAUGCAGCAAUGGCUGAAAGACACAGAACGUCAGCUGUUGGCAUCAAAGGCUGUGGGAGGUUUACCAGACACGGCUCGGGAGCAGCUUAACGCCCAUCUGGAGUUGUGUUCUACCUUUGAGGCUAAGGGGGAGUUGUAUAGGAAGCUGCUUGAGAAGGGAGGCCAGCUGCUUGCCAUGACGCCCGAGGGCCCGGACAUCAAUACAGAGCAGGACCUUUCCUGCCUGAAGGAGAAAUGGGAAGCUGUGCAGGCGAAGGUCGCAGAGAGGAAGGCAAAACUUGAAGAGGCUUUAACGCUGGCCACAGAUUUCCACAGCUCUCUUCAGGACUUUAUUGUUUGGCUGACCCAAGCAGAACAGACACUGAACAUGGUUUCUCCUGCUUCCCUCAUUCUGGAGACCAUCAUGUUUCAGAUUGAUGAGCAUAAGAUGUUUGUGACUGAGGUGAACUCCCACAGAGAGCACAUCAUCGAACUGGACAAGACGGGCACGCAUUUGAAGUAUUUCAGCCAGAAAAAGGAUGUGGUGUUGAUCAAGAACCUUUUGCUCAGCGUACAGAGUCGCUGGGAGAAGCUGGUGCAGAGGUCUGUAGAGCGAGGUCGAGUGCUGGAUGAUGCCAGGAAAAGGGCAAAGCAGUUCCAUGAAACCUUUAACAAACUGAUGGAGUGGUUGGAAGAAUCUGAGAAGGCCUUGGACUCUGAGGUGGAAAUUGCCAAUGACCCAGACAAAAUCAAGAUGCAGCUGGCACAGCACAAGGAGUUCCAGAAAGCCCUCGGUAGUAAACACUCGGUGUACGACACCACUGCUAGAACAGGGCGGGCCCUGAAAGACAAAACUGUUCUUCAGGAUGAUAAGCAGAAACUGGACGACAUGCUUAGUGAGCUGAGGGAUAAGUGGGACACGGUUUGUGGAAAGUCAGUAGAAAGACAAAACAAACUGGAGGAGGCCCUGCUGUUCUCUGGUCAGUUUACAGAUGCCCUCCAGGCUCUCAUCGACUGGCUGUAUAAGGUGGAGCCUCAGCUGGCUGAGGACCAGCCUAUACAUGGAGACAUUGACCUGGUUCUCAACCUGAUAGACAACCAUAAGGUUUUCCAAAAGGAGCUGGGAAAGCGCACAGUGAGCAUUCAGGCUCUCAAGCGUUCUGCGAAGGAGCUUGUUGAGAAUAGCCAUGAUGACUCCUCCUGGGUCAAAGCCCAGAUGCAGGAGCUGAGCACUCGCUGGGAUACUGUGUGCAACUUGUCUGUGUCCAAGCAGACCCGGCUUGAGCAGGCCCUAUGUCAGGCUGAGGAAUUUCAUUCCUCUGUUCAUAUCCUGCUGGAGUGGCUAGCCGAGGCGGAACAGAGUUUGCGUUUUCAUGGUAGCCUGCCUGAUGACGAGGAAGCUCUGCGGGCGCUAAUUGAACAACACAAGGAUUUGAUGAAAAAGCUGGAGGAGAAGCGAGUUGCUCUGAAUAAAGCAACCAGUAUGGGGGAGGCUAUUCUCAGCAUAUGCCAUCCAGACUCCAUCACAACCAUCAAGCACUGGAACACCAUCAUUAAAGCCAGGUUUGAGGAGGUACAGGCCUGGGUCAGACAGCACCAGCAGCGAUUGGGCUUGGCCCUUACUGAGCUGUUAGCCACACAAGAUCUGUUGGAAAAUUUGCUGACCUGGCUGCAGUGGGCUGAGACUAACCUCAGCGACAGAGAUAGAGAGACACUGCCUCAGGAAAUUGAAGAAAUCAAAAGCCUCAUAGCAGAACAUCAGACCUUCAUGGAGGAAAUGACAAGAAAGCAGCCAGAUGUUGACAAAAUCACUAAAACACAUAAAAGGAAACCAGCUGCUGAGCCCCUCAUUCAAUCACAGAUCCCCGUCCUGGACAAAGGACGAGCUGGAAGAAAACGCUCUCCCACACAAACUAUGUACACAUCUACAACACAAGCUCUGAUUGAAACCAAGAACCCACGAGUUAACCUGCUAGUUACCAAAUGGCAGCAUGUGUGGCUCCUGGCUUUGGACAGAAGGAGGAAACUCAACGACGCAUUAGACAGACUUGAGGAGUUAAAGGAAUUUGCAAACUUUGACUUUGAUGUCUGGCGGAAACGCUACAUGCGCUGGAUGAACCACAAAAAGUCUCGUGUUAUGGACUUCUUCCGGCGGAUUGACAAGGACCAGGAUGGCAAAGUGACCCGACAGGAGUUCAUAGAGGGAAUUCUAUCAUCCAAAUUCCCCACCAGCCGCCUGGAGAUGAGCGCCGUAGCGGACAUAUUCGACAGAGACGGUGAUGGUUAUAUUGACUACUAUGAGUUUGUGGCAGCUCUUCAUCCAAACAAAGACGCCUACAAGCCAUUAACUGAUGCUGACAAAAUCGAAGAUGAGGUUACACGUCAAGUUGCAAAAUGCAAAUGUCCAAAAAGAUUUCAAGUGGAACAAAUCGGAGCAAAUAAAUAUAGGUUCUACCUUGGAAACCAGUUUGGAGACUCUCAGCAGCUGCGUCUUGUGCGAAUUUUACGCAGCACCGUCAUGGUGCGGGUGGGCGGAGGCUGGAUGGCUCUAGAUGAAUUCCUUGUGAAGAACGACCCUUGUCGAGCUAAAGGCCGGACCAACAUGGAGCUCCGGGAAAAGUUCAUCCUUCCGGAGGGAGCAACACAGGUAAUGGCAAGCUUCCGCUACAGAGGCCGGAGGUCUCGUCCGUCUUCCAGAGGAGCCUCUCCCAACAGAUCCACCUCGAGUCAGAGCUACCCAGUUCCGCCAAAUCCUGCUGCCUCCAGCACUCCUAAGACUUCCCAGAACAUUACUCGCAAUUAUGAUAAGCCAUGGCUUACAAACAGCAAACCCUCCACUCCUCUAAAAUCAUCAGACUCCUUUGAAAGUCAAGGUUCAUCCUCAGAGGGCACAGCAGUUCAAGGCAGCAAACUGCGUCUUCCAGGCUAUUUAUCUGGCAAAGGAUUUCAGUCAGGUGAAGAGGGAAGUUUGAUCAACAAUGCUGUACUGAAAGCACGAGCACAGACAAUUGGUGAGUCAAGAAAAAAUUCCAGCCGACCAGGAAGUAAAGCCGGCAGCAGAGGCAGCAGUCGCAGAGGGAGCGACGCCUCUGACUUUGACAUCUCAGACAUCCAGUCUGUGUGUUCAGAUGUGUCUGAGACAGUGGGGGAAUCCACACGGGCAACGCCACGCCCCACAUCCCGCCAACAAGGAGGAAAACAAUCCAAGAUCCCCACUCCACAAAGGAGAACCACUCCUACAAGCAAACUGGCCAAGGGAUCCAAGCGAUAGCCAGUGGCCUUUAAAACAAUGACCCUGAAGCUAGUUGCACCCGAAUUAUUUGCUGAACACUGUAGAUGUCUACCUUAAGAGACUGCAAAUGUGCUGAGUGUUAUUUAAUAUGUUGGGAAGAUGUAAAAUAUUCUGUUAAGAGGCAAUAUGGUUUAAUAUUGUGUGCGAAUGGAUUGUUGAUGGCCCUGUGUGUGUUGGUUUUUUAAUGUAUUUUAUUUUUUUUUCUGAAAAUGUCAAAUUGUUUUGUAUUGUAUUUAAUUUUAUUUAUGCAAAUCCUGUAGAGGUUUGAUGAACACUAAAAAAUCUGGGAAUAACCAUGCUAAAUGGUCAAAUGAAUUUUUCUUCACUCUGAUGAAGGGCAAAAAAGCAGGAGAGCAUUUUGAAAGUAACUGAAUGUACUGUAACCUAUGCCUGCUGAUAUUUUGGAGCAUUUGGUGCAAUAUCAUACAGCUUGAGGCACUAAAAAAUAUCUAUUUAAGUGCUAUAUCAUACUGCCACCUUGCAUUUGAAAGGGCAAUGCAAUAUAUUACACUAAACACUAGUAAGCACUCCAGAAACCUUUGAAAACUCCUACAUAGGAGAAGUAGCAGAAGCCUUGUAAUCCUCAUGCUUUUUAUUUGUUUGUCACAGCAGCUGCUCCUUUGUUUUCUCCACUACGCAGCAAUGUGUGGCGUUGAUGAAGUGCCACCUCUAUGUAGCCAUUCUAUCUGCAUUCAUGUCUAUGUAUUGUCAUUUCGAUAGAGCUUAAAUUGUUACUGUAAUGCUACUUUGUAAUAAACCUGCUUGCAAAAAGCCACUGGAAACUGGUCAUUACCCUGUAAUCAAUGCCCUUUUCUUGCUACAAUCAGUAACAUGCUCAUGUUACAAUGAUACUUUUUAAUGUAUUUUAGUUGCAUUUUAUUUAAUAGACCAAUAUAAAGUUCUAGGGUAGGAACAUUUUAUUUAAUUCUAAAACAAAGUUACUGAUAAAAAUCCAAUAAGGACUGUAUAUAUCCCCUGAUUUAAAGCUUCAGAGAACCAACUUUGCAAUUCUGCUGC